Messenger RNA from Dromiciops gliroides (monito del monte), 766 nucleotides. RefSeq names its product extensin-like. NCBI's taxonomy places the organism in Eukaryota, Metazoa, Chordata, Mammalia, Microbiotheria, Microbiotheriidae. The record is from RefSeq and is a predicted model, not a curated record. Bases 388 to 714 code for a protein of 108 amino acids. The transcript is spliced from 2 exons.
CAAGGCAAGAUGUGCCACACUUCGUCCAUGCAAGCGACACCCUAUCCCCUCACUCUUGAAACGUGGUUUUAAGAAAUCCCUUUCAUUCUUACACUACCCUACUCCCCACUCCCAGACUCAGGUCUGGACAGGGCUGGGAAGGCUCCAUGGCCUCGACCAUUCCAAUCUGCAAAAUGCUAAGAGCAGGGACUGAAAUACGGGGAGGGCAGAGAAUAGCGAAAAGAUGAUGUCACUAUCUGUGACACCUUCAGGUCCUUCCCAUCAUCUCCCUAGGGCCAGUAGUACCCUUAGUUUGGCAUAAGGUUGGGAGUCCUGGCAAAGAGGGGAGGGACCCGGGGGUGGGCAGCAUCAACCUGACCCAGUCCCAAAGUCCUGAAGAUCCUGAGGAUGCCAGGACCAGGUAACAUCACGCUGGGAUGGGGGCAACGCAGACCUAAGCAGUCAGCUUCCCAGGGCAGCUCCAAGAACCCCACCCCCACCCCGAGUCCCCGCUGGGAAGGUAUCCAGGGCUGGCCCCCAUAUUCAUCAAGCCCGACCCACACAUUCCCGCCUCUCCAGCUCGUGCACACGCCCAGCUUGGUCCUGGGGAACCCCCGGGCACCUGGGCAUCCCCUGCCCCAGAGCCACUUCCCUCAAAAGGCACCUGCUCAGCUUCCCCCACCUCCCGCAACCCAAGCCCCUCCGGAUUCAACGGGGCCCAGGUUAACAGAAUGAAGCUAGGGAAUUGAAGAAACAGAAUUUGUUUCUGUGAUGGAGAAGAACAUGG